Ictidomys tridecemlineatus (thirteen-lined ground squirrel) is the source of this 4978-nucleotide messenger RNA. RefSeq names its product solute carrier family 35 member C1 (gene Slc35c1). The record is from RefSeq and is a predicted model, not a curated record. Lineage: Eukaryota; Metazoa; Chordata; Mammalia; Rodentia; Sciuridae.
GCUCCUGCUCCUCUCCCCCGGUUUCCCCCUGCGACGCCUCCCCACUAGGCCCCAGCCCCGGUCCCUCGCUGCACCGCUGUCCCGGGCUCACCCUCCAGGGUCUUUCUCCUGAGCUCCCAAGGAGGGAGCCAGCGGUGGAGCAGGACAGCUGUGCUCACCCCAAAGCAGAACUUCAUCCAGGAGGAAGGAGGCCGUUAGGUCACCCCUAUGUGACAAUCGAGGGCUGCGCCUGCAGAAAGCAGCAGCUCCCUGCCCUGUCAUCCAGGGAAUCCGUUCUGGCCGCCCUGUGACCCAGCUCCUCUGCUACCAUGAACAGGGCCCCCCUGAAGCGCUCCAGGAUCCUGCACAUGGCGCUGAACGGUGCCCCCGACCCCUCUGGAGAGGCCGAGGCAGGCAGCGGGGAGAAGCCCUUUCUGCUGCGGGCACUGCAGAUCGCUCUGGUGGUCUCUCUCUACUGGGUCACUUCCAUCUCCAUGGUGUUCCUCAACAAGUACCUGCUGGACAGCCCCUCCCUGCGGCUGGACGCCCCCAUUUUCGUCACCUUCUACCAGUGCCUGGUGACCACGCUGCUAUGCAAGGGCCUCAGCACGUUGGCCACCUGCUGCCCUGGUGCUGUGGACUUCCCCACGCUGCGCCUGGACCUCAGGGUGGCUCGCAGCGUCCUGCCACUGUCGGUGGUCUUCAUCGGCAUGAUCACCUUCAAUAACCUCUGCCUCAAGUACGUAGGGGUGGCCUUCUACAACGUGGGCCGCUCUCUCACCACCGUCUUCAACGUGCUGCUCUCCUACGUGCUGCUCAAGCAGACCACCUCCCUCUAUGCCCUGCUCACCUGCAGCAUCAUCAUUGGUGGCUUCUGGCUGGGUGUGGACCAGGAGGAGGCCGAGGGCACCCUGUCCUUGGUGGGCACCGUCUUUGGGGUGCUGGCCAGCCUGUGUGUCUCGCUGAACGCCAUCUACACCAAGAAGGUGCUCCCGGCGGUGGACGGCAGCAUCUGGCGCCUGACCUUCUACAACAACGUCAACGCCUGCGCCCUCUUCCUGCCCCUGCUCCUGCUGCUCGGGGAGCAUCAGGCCCUCCUGGACUUCGCGCAGCUGGACAGCGCCCACUUCUGGGGGAUGAUGACGCUGGGCGGCCUGUUCGGCUUCGCCAUCGGCUACGUGACCGGGCUGCAGAUCAAGUUCACCAGUCCCCUGACCCACAACGUGUCGGGCACGGCCAAGGCCUGCGCCCAGACGGUGCUAGCCGUGCUCUACUUCGAAGAAACCAAGAGCUUCCUGUGGUGGACCAGCAACGCCAUGGUGCUGGGCGGCUCCUCCGCCUACACCUGGGUCCGGGGCUGGGAGAUGAAGAGUCAGGAGGACCCCGGCCCCAGGGAGGGCGAGAAGAGCACCGUGGGGGUGUGAGCCUCCUCGGGGACCUGCGGCCACCAGCCCCAAGGGUGAAGUCGGGGCUGGAACCGAAGGCUCUCCCUGCGGACCCCAGGGCGAAGUGGACAUUGUUUACAGACAGAUCAGAAUACGGGGCUGAAAAGGAGCCAGCGUUCCAAGUAGAUCAGAAAGUUGCCAAACCUGUCCCCACCCCUGUCCUAUUGAUGGACACCAUACUGAGGGCAGCACCCUGCCCGUCCCCCACCAGGUCCUCUACCUCCACAUCACCCCUGGGGUUGGACAGGGCUGCCCCCUCAAGGGUAGUAUUGGUGAAGUGAAGUCUCACUUAUACUCAAGGGAGAUGGGGUGACCCCAACAGCCAGCCCAAGCUGGUCGGUCACUCACAUCUCCCAGGCCCUGGGCAGGAGGGUAGCGCUGGCCCCGCAAACCAGCCUGUGUUGGGAGGCUGUGGGGCCGAGCCUGGGGGGCAGUGGACCAGUGCACCCCAUUCUCUGUGCUGAAAGCAGGUGAAGGGUCAGUUGUGCCCGUGCCUGACCUGGGAGUGGGCUGGGUCUUGAGAAAGUGCCACCUCUGUGCCCAGGCUUUGCAGCCUUGGAACGUGAGGGAGCCACCUGUCUCUUUCAGGUUGAGUGGAGACAUGAACUGCUCCCUCAGUCCCUGGGCUGAGAUGAACCUGCCUGAGUCCGCUGCCCUGGGAGGGCCACUCUGGUCUCCGAGCACCUGCCACAGGUACCUGGCUGAAGUGACAGUCUUCUGGAAGCCACUUCUGCCUCCCCCAACGCCUCCAUCCCCGGGAGGGGCCGUGGGGCCGGAGGGGAAGCUUCUGCACCGGCUGCUCCCCUCCCCGCUCUGAGCCUCUCCGUCAUUAAAAGAUCAGCGCAGACACAUUCCUCCCUGGGGUCCUGAGGUCGGGGUUCACAGACCUUCCUGUCCCUGCCUUGGUCCCGGGCUCCUACAACAGCGCGUCAGACCAGGCAGCUGAGGAGCAGCAGGAGCCCGGCCCUCAGUGCUGGAGGUGGGGAAGUUCAAGAUAAGGUGGGGCACCACGGGGUCAAUGUCCCUGGUCGGAGGUGGCCCCCUGGCAUAGUGGGGGCACCGGCAAGCCCCCUGAGCCUCUAAUCCUGUUCCUGGGGGCUGGGCCCUGCCACCUAACGCCUCUGAACAAACCCCCAGACCAGAGGGGGCCUCUCGCCACAGCCUCAGGGUUCCUUUCACUGCUCCGUCCCUUCCACUGGACAUUGGCACCUCCCGCCUCCUGGGGUGGUAUCUGGUGUUGUAGGAACAGCAGCGGAAGGCCAAGGAGAUGUCUGCCUGCCAGCGUCCCCUCCAGCCCCCCCCAUCCCAGGCGCCCCAUGUGGUUCUCAUGAAGUUGGUGGGCCAACGCCCCAGGCCCUGCACUCUUUAAUAAGAAGCCAGCAAAAACCCCCCUGUGUGUGCACCGAGGGCGGGGCCACAGGUCCCCAAGGGGACUUGGGAGCAUGGCCCUGGGGAGAAAAGCUCUUAGGACAAGGGGUGGGUCCAGAUCCAUGCUUCCUUGGCUCCUUCCUGGGAGGUGUGUGGCCAAUGGCUGCUGCCUGGGGCUCUGCUUCCGUCACUCAUCCUCGGUGCUCCCUUCCCAAGGUGCAGGCCAUCUGCCCCCCAUUGUACACACGAGGACACUGAAGUUCAGAGGGGGCUCUGCUUUCCAUAGUGCUGAGCUGUGACCCAGCACCUACCGUGUCCCUGACCCCCGCCCAAGUCUAUUGAACCCGCGGGUCAGGGCUGACCUGUGACUUGCUCAACAGAAAACGGGUCACUCAGCUUCUAAGGCCUUCAUUAAGCCCAGAGCUUCCACUCUGCCUGCUUCCCACCUGAGGUCAGCGGCCCCUCCCCACAGAUGAACACAGCCACACAAACGCCGUAGGUGAGACCAGCAGAGGGACCAGCCAGUCAACCACAGAAUCUAAGGAAAUCGUAAACUGUUGUGAGCCUCUAGAUUCUGGGGUUUUUUGCAGCAAGAGUUAACUAAUCAGUGGGUGGGACAGAGUUCUGUGAAGGAAACAGGUUUCAGAAGGGCAGGAGCCAGCAUCCUGUAACCAGCAGCAGCAGGAGUUCACAGACCUCCAGCCGGAGCACCCCACGAAUCCCCACAGCUCACUUGCAAGGUCAUCCCAGCCCCUGAAGGGCAAGGCACCCCACUUCCGGGCAAGGACAGACCAUUGCUGGAGGGCCUGUGGGUGGGCCCCAGAGGGUGCUGGGACAGCAGCCCCCACGGCCCUGGAGUGCUCGUGUGGUGGACACUGAUGGGUGAGAAAUUGUGACCCAAAACGUUUUGAUUUUUUUUUCCUGAUUUGAUAUUUCUUUGUUCAGAAAAUCCUCUUUGGUUUUGAAUUUGCCCAAGCCCUUUAUUUUGAAUUAAGGAAACUAAGGUCUAAAAAGGUUAAAAGAAGUUUCUGAGGUCACAGAGCAAAUGACUGGCUGAGCCCACAGUAGAACAUGUGUCUCCAAGAUGCUGUGUUUGCUCAAGGUCACGUGGCUGACUGGCUUUGAGUUAUUUUUUUUUUAAUAUUUACUUUUUAGUUUUUUAGGUGGACACAAUGUCUUUAUUUUAUUUUAAUGUGGUGCUGAGGAUCGAACCCAGUGCUUCAUGCAUGCCAGGCGAGUGCGCUACCACUUGAGCCACAUCCCCAGCCCUGAGUUAUUUUUUAAAUUAAGCAAACACUUAACCUUUCCUAGGUAUGAGGCACUGUUGAAAGUAUUUUUACAAAAUUUCAAUUCAUUUGAUCUUCCUGACAAUCCUAUUGAAAAUGGGUAUAAUCAUCAUUUCCUGUCUUACAGACGAGAGAAACUGAGGCACAGAGAGACUGAGUAAUUUGAGAUCACACAGCUAAUAAGUGUCAGAACUAGAAGUUAAACCCAGGCAGCCUGGCUUUCAACCAAAAAACCAUGGUGCUUCCCUAGUAUAAAAAAUAUAUAUAUUAUUUGGGGGUUUUCUAUCAUAAUAAUCCCAUAAUAUAAGUAAAGGUAAGAUAAUCUAAAGGUGAAAAGAGUCCAAGUGUUAGGGUCAAAAGAUCCAGACUCAAAGCUGUGUGAGUGUAGCCAAAUCACUUACCCUCUCUGAUCUUAUUCCUCAUAGGAAAGAAAGUUGUUCUAUAUUAAGAGAGAACAUGGUGACUUAAGGAAUCACUAUAUGUGAAUUUUAGUUGCCAGAUGGGACAACUGAGGCCAACAGGGUCAAAUGACUUGCCAGUACAUGACAACAGAGCACAGCACCCCACUCUCCUGGUCCACCUCGACUGGCCAGCUUCCCACGGUACCUUGCGGAUGAGGAAGCUGCCUGCUUGGUCCCAGUGUGUCCCCCAAAAUUGAAAAUUUAAUCCCCAGUGCAGGUGUGGAGAGGUGGGGGCCCCUGGAGGUGUUCAGGUCCUGGGGACGGAGCCCUCGUUAACGCAUUAAGGUCGUGACUGCAGAGUUGUCAUUUGGGGAGUAAGUUUCCUAUAAAGGCAAUUUCAGGGCUGGGGGCUGUGGCUCAGCGGUAGACCACACGCCUAGCACGUGCGAGGCCCCGGUUUGAUCCUCAGCACCAAAUAAAAAUAAGUAAAUGAAAUAAA